This is a messenger RNA of Rhodamnia argentea, 1053 nucleotides long. RefSeq lists its product as uncharacterized. The record is from RefSeq and is a predicted model, not a curated record. The transcript has a single exon. The coding region runs from base 178 to 750 and encodes 190 amino acids. NCBI's taxonomy places the organism in Eukaryota, Viridiplantae, Streptophyta, Magnoliopsida, Myrtales, Myrtaceae.
CCAUCUAUCCUGCUCUAUGGUCAUGUGUGACUUCAUCAUCUGGUUUGUCCCCCUGCCUUAAAGAGACACCAAUAUCUCUAACUCCCUGUCUUGCCCCUCCAUCUCCCCCUCCUCCUCCUUCUCCUUCACACACCUUCCUAAAACUCACUUUGGUACAACCAUAAUCCACAGCCAAACAUGUUGAAUGGAGGCUCUGAUCUUCCUCAAAAGCCUUUCCAGUUAAUCAAACAAGAUGACAAGUUCUUGUCCAGGCUGCUUUCCAAGGAGAGCUCAGCGUCGAACCCCUCGUUCAGGGUCUACUAUGGAGGCGCGCCAAGCUCGGUUCCGUUCAUGUGGGAGACCCGGCCCGGCACGCUGAAGCACCCCCAUUUCGACGACUCUCUACCGCCUCUAACACCUCCUCCGUCUUAUUAUUCGAGUUCCAAAAAAUAUGAUACAUUCCCCCAGGAGAAGUGCUCAAGAUCUGAUCUCUUGCGGGUUUUGUUUUUCAAGACCAGCCUCAAGAAACCGAAGAAUGGGGCUGAUUCAACUUGCUCUCUCCGCUCGUCCUCGUCCUCUUCCUCGAAUUCGUCAGUGUUCAACCCUGGGGCUCCGACUCGGAGGUGGUUCUCGAAUCGAAGGUUGAUGUCUUACAAUUCUAGCAUUGGCGAUGAGGAUGAGCACCACGGACCUCCACCUACUUCCACAUCGUGCUUCGGCGGCGGCAGGAAGUGGCGCAGCAUCAGCACCCCUGGUCGUUACCGCUGGUGAAAUGUGGCCGGAUAAUUGUCUUUGUACGUUGCGUGGACUUUGUUCAUAGUACUCGUGUGUUCAUACAUGAAAUUGUCAUCUCUAGAAUAUGCAUUGUUGGAGGGUUUUCUAAUUAUUAUUAGGUUUUUUUUUAUGUGAGAAUGGCUCGAUCCGCCAUCAUAAAAAAAAAAAAAAAAAACAAAGAUGGUGUGGUGAGCGAGUGUGUGUUAUGACAUUGGGUCAAGCUAUAUAUCAUUGAAUUUCGCAUCAAAUCUUCCACAAAGACAAAGAUUUUUAACUAUAUUUCAACAACAUAAUUCUCUA